Galleria mellonella (greater wax moth) is the source of this 4136-nucleotide messenger RNA. Its product is annotated as guanylate cyclase 32E-like. The coding region runs from base 138 to 3911 and encodes 1257 amino acids. Gene Ontology annotation, biological process: receptor guanylyl cyclase signaling pathway; intracellular signal transduction; protein phosphorylation. The transcript has 23 exons. The record is from RefSeq and is a predicted model, not a curated record. Lineage: Eukaryota; Metazoa; Arthropoda; Insecta; Lepidoptera; Pyralidae. Gene Ontology annotation, molecular function: guanylate cyclase activity; peptide receptor activity; protein kinase activity.
AAAAAACUUUGUUUUUGAAAUAUGUGAACUAAAGGCUACAGUUUUGGAUUGUUAUUUCACAAUAAAAUAUUUAUAAUUAAAUUAAUUGAUUAACCCUACGAUCUCCAUGUUAAUAUCGACAAUGAAUUAGAUACAAAAUGGCGCAUCGAAUAAUAAUAUUGUACGUUGCAAUAUUGAUUUUAAAAGGCAUCGGAGCAAAACCAACAAAAAACACCACAGCUGAUCUGAUAAGAGUAGAAAUUUUAACAGCGAACGAUUCAGAGGCAGAUGAAAAUUGUACUGUAAAUGUGAUUAGUGAUAACAUAGAUGCAGAUUAUAAUUACAAUGUAACGGAUGUUGAUAAUAACAUAAAAACAAUACAAAAUACUGAAGACAACGGAAUCGUGUAUCGUAGGAAGUGCGAGAUUAUAAACACUACGAAUGUAGACGAAAUACGAUACGAUAAUACAAAUAUGCUAGAGUCUGUUUAUUUAAAUAAUAUUUACGAAAGGGUGACAACAAAUUUGAUCGAGGAGAAAGUGUCUAUGGAUAAAAUUGAGGCGAACGGUGUCAGUUUGUACGAUAUAGUGAAUAGUGACUGCGGCAGUGCAAAAUUGUGUCCAAGUUUUAGUGCUAAUUGGACUGAGGAGAAGACAAUUACUAUCGGAUUCCUUGGCGCUUACGGAUGGAGUCAGACGGUGUUGGGCGCCAUGCCUCUUGCUGUGGCAGCGGUAAACCGCGAACCGAGCCUACUGCCAGGACUGCGGCUGCGGUUCGUAGCAGCAGAUAUAGGCCGGGCCAGGCCGCCUUUACCCAAGGACAAGGAUAGCUUCGCACUACGGGUGAUGACACAAAUGCGUGACCUGGGAGUAGUGGCAUUCUUCGGGCCGGACAGCACUUGCCACACGGAGGCUAAGCUGGCAGCGGCUUGGAACCUACCAUUGAUAUCUCAUAAAUGCACGGGAGCUCGCGGCUCGUCGCACGAAGGUAAUGCGGGUCUCGGCGCGACUUUCGCGAGGACGCUGCCGCCGGCGUAUAAAGUCAGCAAAUCUGUGGUGGCCCUGUUAAAGGCGUUUGGCUGGUCCAAAUUCGCAAUAGUCGUCGGAGAUGCCCUCACAGCGGCCACGCAGCAAAUGAAUGCUGUAAAGGAGCUGGCCCAGUCUAACGGCAUGACGGUGACCGCUGAACACAGUUUCGCAGACUACAUACCUCUGCAUAUAUCUGAAAUGGAAAGAAUCGUUGACCAAACAUAUGAUAAGACCAGAGUGUACGUCUUCCUGGGCGAGCACAUAGCACUGGUGGACUUCGUGAACUUGCUCCAGCGGAGGGGACUCCUCCAGAACGGGGAGUAUGCUGUGGUGGCGGUAGAUGAUGAGAUUUACGAUCCGAGCACUGCAGCCAUCACACAUGCUGACCACCUGGGCCAAAACAGCAGCACCGAUAUCCUGGCGUUCCGGGCAGUUCUCAAGCUGACUCCAUCAUUUCCGACGAACCCUCAUUACUCAUUGCUCUGUCAAAUGAUAAGAGAGCUGUCGGCUGCGCCGCCAUUUUGCGUGCCCAAUUACCACAAACUCUUCGAAGAUGCAUCGGUGCCCAUAGAAGCGGCUCAUCUUUAUGACGCUGUGACACUUUGGGCUCGAGCCGCCACGGCCGCUAUGAGGGCUGGCCUAUCACCCACUGAUGGUACUGCUUUAAUGAAACUCCUCAGACCUACCACCUACCGUUCAGUGCAAGGUUUCGAUGUCUACAUGGAUACGGCUGGUGAUGCGGAAGGUAACUUCACCGUUAUUGGUCUGGUGGAAGACCCCACUGCUCCAGGUGGCUGGAGUGCUCAACCAGUCGCCACGUUCCAUUACGCCAACUCAUCAGACCUUUUACCGGAACUGGUGGGUGGUCACAGAAUAGCUUGGAUCGGUGGAAGCCCGCCUGUAGCGGAACCAGCUUGCGGCUUCAAUGGCUCCAAGUGCUCGUUACCCCACGACCCUGGAGUGCUGUCAGCGGCUGCCGCCGCCGCUGCAGCGGCUAUAUUGGCUGCUGCACUCUUGUUUAGACAUUAUAGAUACGAGCAGAAGUUAGCGUCAGUGCUGUGGAGGAUCGAAGCCAAGGAUCUAACUUUUAUAUCUCCAUGCAACACAAAUAAGACGUCAAUGCCUCAAGACGUGGACACGCGGCGAGCUCACACCACCAUCGCUCUGUAUCGAGGCAACAUAGUGGCCAUCAAGCGAUUGCAGAAGAAGAGCAUCGACGUGACCCGAGCAAUAAGGAAGGAGUUGAAGCAGAUCCGUGAACUCCGCCACGAAAAUCUAACCGCUUUCGUUGGCGUUUGUGUCGAGAGUGGAUCCAGCUGCAUCGUCUCAGCUUACUGUUCAAGAGGCUCACUUGCACGGGUACUAGCCGACAGGGAUCUCCACCUGGACGAUAUGUUCGUCGCCAGCCUAGUAGCGGACCUACUGAGAGGUCUCACAUACCUGCACGACUCUCCGCUGAUAUCACAUGGAAAUCUGACGUCUAGUAAUUGCCUGGUGGACAGUCGUUGGGUGCUGCAGAUCGCUGACUACGGUCUUCAUAAUUUGAAGAGUGGCUGCGCCGACUCCGAGGAUGCUCUUCGCAUGGAGAGACGAAUGCUGUGGAGGGCGCCAGAGCUGCUGAGAGACCCCAACCCCCCCGCCAGGGGGUCACAGAAGGGAGACGUGUAUUCCUUCGGGAUUAUCCUGUAUGAGAUACUAGGCAGAAAUGGUCCCUGGGGUGACACCAGUUUGACAUUUGCAGAAAUCAUAGGACGAGUUCGCCAGCCCAUCGGUGGGGUGUUGUUCCGGCCGUCCCUCAGCGGUCUGGUCGCCCGCCCCUCAGUUUUAGCUGUUCUAAACGCCUGUUGGAGCGAAAGACCAGAGAGAAGACCUGAUUUAAGACUCGUCAGAUUAAGAUUAAAGGAUAUGCAUGCUGGCAUGAAGACGAACAUAUUCGACAACAUGUUAGCGAUGAUGGAGAAGUACGCGUCGAACUUAGAAGCACUGGUGGCAGCGAGAACAGAACAGCUAUUGCAAGAAAAGAGCAGAACAGAUGAUCUUCUGAACAGGAUGUUACCUAGAACUGUUGCGGAGGCACUGAAACGUGGCGAGAGAGUACAGGCAGAGAGCUACGACUGUGUCACGAUAUACUUCAGCGAUAUAGUCGGCUUCACAAGACUAGCGGCCGUCAAUUCACCGAUGCAAGUGGUGGAAAUAUUAAACGACCUGUACACAUGCUGCGAUGCUAUCAUAUCGUACUACAAUGUUUACAAGGUGGAAACAAUAGGUGACGCGUACAUGGUAGUGGGUGGGUUACCAGAGCGCUGUUCCCGCCACGCCGCCGAAGUGGCGUCCUUGGCUCUACACGUGUUGGACGCCGUACCCAAGAUCAGGAUGAGACAUAUGCCGGCUGCGAGGCUCCAUAUAAGGAUAGGCAUCCAUAGUGGGCAAUGUGCUGCUGGGGUGGUAGGCGUGAAGAUGCCCAGGUACUGUCUUUUCGGGGAUACAGUAAAUACAGCAGCGCGAAUGGAAUCCAACGGAGAACCGCAGAAGGUUCAUAUUAGCCAAGACACGUAUCUACUUCUGAAACAGCACGGAGGCUACCACUUUAAAGAGAGGGGAAUUAUUAAUAUUAAGGGUAAAGGCGAAAUGAAAACAUGGUGGCUUGUAGGAGAAGACCAUGAAAGAAGAAAAAAUUCAUUUUGCAGAUUCCCACCUCGUGACUACGAAGGCAAUAGUUACGACGAACCCUGGUGGAGUCCGCAACGGUCCAUCCUGAAUAUAAGGGACCGAGCAAGAUUAUCCUGCGGGGGAUCCUUGGGUCCCGGAUCAGCGUUGUCCUCCCCUGGACCCCCAGCGUGUGCAUGCUUCGUACCGCCCAGGGAAAACCAUUCGGCCCCGGUCGUUUCCUUCUGUGAGGACUGACGCUAACUUUAUCAAGACGACGUACCAUUCUUCUGGAUCAGCAACGAGGUUGAAGACGAGAAAUCGAUCGAGAAAGAGACGAGAUUGAAGAAGAAUAAGAUAAUGCCGAAAGUAGGUAACGAUGUUAAGUAUUUUCUAGAGGAUCAUGCCAAGUCUUAUAGGAUGAUUUACGAAUGUGUGCUUAAGGAUGACGUAAAGGAUGAUGCUGCUAGUAGAGCGAGGGGG